GCCAUGGCUUCGGCUCACAUUUUCCCCUCCUCUCAGAAGUCCGUUACGUUCAUGCUGCGUCUCCUUUCGGUCACUCGAGACCGUUCUUUCUUGCCCCCACUCUCGUUCUCUCCUCUCAGUCUCUGAGAAUCCUAACCGUUACUUCUUCUUACUCCGCUUCUUUGAAUUAUCUCAGCUCUUGAUUUCGCUGGAAAUCGGAGAAAUAUGGCAGCAGUGGCUAUGCACUGAAAGAAAAAGAAAGAGCGCGCAAUGCCGGAGUCGAGGACGCAUCAAGUCUUGGAGAUCAACUUGAUCUCCGCACAAGAUCUAAAACCGCCUACGUCUCCGCGGCGAAGGCUGCAAACCUACGCCGUGACCUGGGUCGACCCUUUCACCAAGCUCAGAACCCGUGUCGAUCAAAUCGGCUGCGAGAACCCUACUUGGAACGACAAGUUCCUCUUCCGCGUCUCACCGCAGUUCCUUGCCAGCGAGACUUCCGCAGUCUCCGUGGCCAUCUACUCCGUAGGUCUUCUCCGCGAUCAUUUGAUCGGCACUGUGCGGUUUCUCGUUAGUAACAUUCUCCGCUCCGGCAGUGAUAGCGACGGCGACUCUAUCAGGACGCCGUCCUUUUGCGCACUGCAGAUACGCCGUCCCUCGGGGAGUUUCCAGGGCGUCAUGAACAUUGGUGCGAUGGUGUUAGAAGGCUCGGAUUUCCCGGCACUUGAUGGGAUUUCAGCGAUUGGUUACAGGGACCUCAUGGGUGAGAAAGCCCACAACCGCGAGAAACAAUACGAUGACAAGAAAAAGUCGAAAUCGAAGCACGCAGACGAGCUGUCCAGCGAAUCUUGUGAGAAUUCUUGCGCCGAUUCUAUGGAUUUAUCGGACGACGCGAAAUCAUCGACUUCAUCUUCGUCCUCAGCGUCUACAGCUCUGAAAGAUUGGAACGGAGUGAGAGAAUUGGCAGGAAACAAGGGUCUGAAGUCACCGGGAUUCUUGUGCGGCUUGUUGACUCAAAGAAGGUUCCAUCUGAGUUCGACAAACCUGUACAUGAGCUCCGAGACCGGAGAUAUGGAAAUGUAAAGAAACGUCCGGAGAGUAUAUGAAAUUUCGAUAAACAAGGACUCGAAGUUAAUGCAGAUGGACGGUGCAGAGAAUCUCGUGGACUCGGAAAGUCAAGCUGCUGAAUGAUAGAGAUGACCGUAGCUGGUGAAUUGAAAUCGUCUCUUUCUAUGUCCUUCUUUCCCAUUUUUGUGCACUGUUUUCUGGGGUUUUUUUGUCAUGUGGAACCAGACUACGUUGUGAAGUUCUUGCUUGGUGAUUUCAACCUCUUGUUAGUGUGAACCUCACCCACAUGUGCACUUUUCUCUCCGGUUGAUUAACUACGUGAUAAUGCACAUAAUGCUCUCAAAACUUUCGAAUAGGAGCGAGUGGCCGUUAAUUACAGUUUGUCAUUAAUCCAUGCUUCCUUUGAAGAAUUUUGGACAAAAACAUCUUGGAAUAUCAGUCUGGUUAGGAUUGUAGUUUGCAACACAUAACACUCCCCAAACUCUGAAAUACAGUGAAACAUUUUGCUUCAAAUUAUUUAUCGUGUGUUUUGUUACGUUUUGACGUUUAGAUUUUAUUUCUUCGUGCUUGAAUGUUAUAAGGAGUUGAUUUAC
Messenger RNA from Prosopis cineraria, 1637 nucleotides. RefSeq lists its product as uncharacterized. Bases 250 to 1059 code for a protein of 269 amino acids. NCBI's taxonomy places the organism in Eukaryota, Viridiplantae, Streptophyta, Magnoliopsida, Fabales, Fabaceae. The transcript has a single exon. Gene Ontology annotation, biological process: defense response. The record is from RefSeq and is a predicted model, not a curated record.